This is a messenger RNA of Anopheles funestus (African malaria mosquito), 14127 nucleotides long. It is a transcript of the gene Csk, whose product is annotated as mucin-5AC. The transcript has 10 exons. Gene Ontology annotation, biological process: protein phosphorylation. Gene Ontology annotation, molecular function: ATP binding; protein tyrosine kinase activity. The record is from RefSeq and is a predicted model, not a curated record. Lineage: Eukaryota; Metazoa; Arthropoda; Insecta; Diptera; Culicidae. The coding region runs from base 6537 to 10418 and encodes 1293 amino acids.
UUAAAUUAGCUUGUAGAAUCUACAAUAGCCAGGGCAUGGAGAAGAAAACAAACGCGUGUGAAUAAAGUGUGUUUGAGAGAGUGUGUGUGUGUGCGUAUAUGUAUGGGAGUGGGUAAGAGAGUGAGCCUUGAAUUUGAUCUGAAGUCAGUGGUCGGCAAAUUGCGGUCUCUUUCAUCCCUGUAAUCUUUUGUUCAAUUUGACAUUGAAUACCUAUAAUGUGUUCGUUUUGUGUUAUGCAUUUCAUUGCAUUAUUCAUUAGAAUAUCAAUGGCAUGGUGCAUGCGUAUCGUCUAUGUGUGAACAAUGCUUACUUGGCCUGCUCAUAACUUGUCGAGCACUGGCUGUGCCCAGGGCAUGAAGUAAACGUGAGAUGAAAUCGAAUUUGUGUGAUGAAUAUGUGUGUGUUUGGUAGUGGGCGUGAAGCAAGUAGGGUGAGUUGAUACAUGUGUGUGUGUGUGUCGAGUUUUGGGGCAAAAACGGUGACGUUUUGCGUUCUCAUGAAAGUCAUUCCGUUCGUCGCGCGCCAGUGAAAUGGGAUAAAUGUGUAUCGGCUAUCGAAAGAGGCUUCGUUUGUAAUUUAUUUACGCUGGUGUAAUGUGUUUGUUUGUGCGGUCAGUUGUGUGACACAAUCACACACAUACACACUCGCUCAGGAUUCUGGGUUUCCUUUUCGGUCCUUGGCUGAGAAAUGUGAGUAGUAUAAGAAAGUUUAAUAUAGAUCACAGCCCAUCUGCAGUACCCACACAACGUGUGGGAUAUUGAAAAGUGUAUGUAGUGUGUGCGUGCGUGUGUAUGUGCUGAUGAUAAAGAUGAGUCAUAAGUGUUCGCCGUGAGAAAGGAAAAGUGAAUCGGUUUUUGCAAUGUUAAUAAUAAUAGUAGGUUAAAAAGUGCAUUUCUAACUGGAAAAAGAAGCAGCGCUCCUCAAGGUAGUAUUGGUAGUGUUGGGUGUAAAUUCGUGCUAAAUUGUGAAAAAAAGCGAAAAGAAAAAAAAGAAAAAAGGCAAUGGUGAUAUUACUCAUUGCAAGUUACAAAAAAAUUGUGAAUAAAAUUCAGUGAGCUCAGGCGAGUCGACAAAAUCAUCGUGAAAGUUGCCUGCUACGAUUUAUUUUGUGUGUUAUUUUUCCUGAUGUGAAAUUGUUGUGAAUACGGUUUGAAAAGUUCUGUUAAAAAUAAGCUUGUGAGCGAAAAAUCGACCCUGGUGCAUUGCAUGCCGCUGGUCUCAUCGUUCAGCGCAAUUUUUCAUCAAUCCUCACCCAAAAUCACCGAAAUAAUUUCCCGAGCUGGUUUGCUGCUCGUAUUAAGGUGCGUAUAUUUUGUGGGUCAUCUUUUCGAAAGCGGUAGCAUAUGAUCGACCAUUUUCGGGGGGAGAAGGGAAGCGAAGACGGUACAAUAUAAUUUCUCCAACAUAUCGUAAGUACACACAUUUUGUUGGUGGAAUUAAAACACUUUACGCAGACAAAAUAGAGGUCACGAACACAAUCAUGUCGGGGUGUGGGAGUUUCCGCCCGUUGAAGAGAUUGGUAUCAGUUUUCACUUCAUCGUCAAUUUAAAUAUCGGAAAAGCGAUUUCGAAGAAAAAUCAUUUCACUGCUUUUGGCCACUACUACUGGUUGACCUUCGGUGAAGUGUGUAGGGGAUGGUACCACAACAUUUUAUACUCUAUCGACGCACCUUCUCCGCAUCAAUCCGGUUUAUGACGUCACACAACAUUUACGAUAAGCCCAAAAUUCGAAACCGGCCUCGGAGAGUGAGAGACUGAGAGGUGCAUCCUACUACGCGCCAUUGUAACAAAAAUAUGUUUCUCCUAUGCUUUUGUAUGAUUUCCCAUGCAACCGUUCCUAUCAUUACUCCAUUCAAUGUUCAGACAAAACGUGGCUUUUGAUUAUUGCAAAAAAAUAAAAACUCUAAAACAGCAUCAAAGUAAAAGAAAUCAAUGUUACGCGGUGUUACUUUUUCGGGAGACAAAUCAAACUCCCGAUCGGACGAGAUACGCGCGGGGGUUGGUUCUGUACACUUGUGUUUGGGGUCGUUCUGGAAUGUUAAUUCAUUGCAGCCCUUCCCCGCGUCUGGUUCCAUUUCGUCGACGAAACCCUCGGCGCUAUUGUCGAUCGAGAGUCAACACGCGGACAUUGCGAACGCUCGCGGAAACGCAAAAGAAUGUGUGUCGCGCGCGAUGUUGUGGCGAACAGCAUACCGCGGAGUCAUCGCGAUGACAGGCGUUGUCGCUCGGGUGGUUGUGUCACACAGGUGGGUGGGUACUGGUUCGAGAUAUGGCCAGAGAGCAGCAAAAAUACACAAUAAUAGUACACCCAUACAAGCGUGCUGCUGGAACCAGAUUCAAACCUCCCGUCCAUUAUGAUGGUGUUCCAUUCGUCCGAUCGGGGUCUUGAUGAUUGAAUACGAUACGCAUACCUUAACGGAAAGGGGUACAAAGUUUUCAAUUUCAAUGAUUUAGUUGCUUUUGUAGCAGAAAUGUACUUACCUAAGCAGAGACAAGUGCAACAGUAUGGGGCGACCGGUUUUGAAACUAUGAGAUUUAACUGUUUUGCGAUGCAAAAUGUUUUAAUCCAAAAUAUAUUUUUUACACUUUUAUUUUUAUUCAAAUACAACUGUCUGGGUCACGGUUUUGUGUUUUUUAGAAUUAUUUGUUGUUAUAUAUUUAUAAUUCAGUCGCUAGCUUGCCACGUGGUUUUUUUGAGCAGAAAGGAAAAAGUUGAAGAGGCUUUUGUGAUUUGAGAAGGCUUUUCUUGUGAUUUAUGUAUGUUUUUAUUUUUUCUCAAUUAGUCGAAAAUUACCACUUGUAAAAACAUUGUAACAUUUUAUUUUUCUAUUCAUUGUAUUUUUUCAUUGUACAAACCUUGUACCUAAUAACGAUGUCUUUUACUUGUUUUUUUUUUAAAUUUUACCUAAUGCUGCCGGUUUUAAUUUUCAGUUAAAUAUACUCAUCCCUCCAAAUAUUAACUGAGUUGGGUGUUAAUUUGAUUCUGCUUUGGCGGCUAGUAGAGGUGCAACCAUACACCGUUUGUCAACGUUUGCUCUCGAAUUAACACCGCUGAAACAGAUGCUUUUGUUUUGCUGAAGGUUAAUCUUGAUGCCAACUUCAACCCAAAGCCACAAGGGGAUGAAACGUGAUCAUCAUCAUUGCAGCUCAUGAUGAUCGGAUGACAUUUUCUCCUCGUCUAUCGCGACACAAUUGCACAACGCACAGCAAAGUAUGUGAAUAUAUCGAGUCGCAACCAUUUUAUCGGUUUCGGUUGUAUUGUGACAGAAAUUCAAAGAAUACAUGAAGAUAGUAACUGUAACCGAGCCCCUCUUUACAUCCAUUUUAAAUGUUGUUUGUUGCCUGCCCGUCAGCUGGUUCAGAAUGGGAAAUAAUGAAAUUGUGACUGGGAUAAUUGCAGCUGUGUGCUAUCCCAAGCGAUCGUACGAUAAUCUGUUCCGUUCGGUGGUUUGAUAUACCGGAACAAAACAAAAAAAGAACCUGGUACAAGAAUGAAACAAAUUUGAUUGAAAAGCAAAUCAUCUAACGGAGGCCCGUUUCGAUCGCUUCGAUCGGUGUUGUUGUUUUGUUUCCCCUGGAGAAAAAACGGAAGUGGACGGAAGUAUAAUUUGUACGGAUUGACCCCAUGUUUGCUCUACGCACGCGGACGAAAGAACGCCCGAGAACGCAAAAGGAAGAUCCGUUGGACACAAGCGUCUUGUUCCGAAUCGUCGCUCGUCGUGUUGUUGGGAGGAAGAACAUUGAAUCAGGAAACGAGAAAAAAUAAAAACAGAACAGAAAUAAUCACUCAUUAAUUCGUGCUCACUCUCUGCAUUGCCGAACGAACGAGGGGGUGUGUGUAGCAAAUUAUGGGGAUGAGUGUAUGUUAUAGUACGGUUGAAGGGGUGGCGAGGGACCGGGGUGUGGUAUGAUUAUGUGUUGAUCUAAUUCACGGCCAGCAUGAGUCUGUGAUUUUCUUUCCGUUUGUGAGUUGUUUAUUGGAUUAGUGUGUGGUUAGUUUUUUUGGUUUUUGCCUUACAUUCGGUCGAUCCGCCUAAAUCCAGCUGUACAACAAUGUCGAUGGAAAUCGAUUCCAAGUGGAGGAUGUUUUUUUUUUUUUUGGGGGAAAUUGGAAUCUCACUAACUCAUCCGUUCUUUGUCGGAUGGUUUUUUUUCCACCAGGAUGGCAGCGUUUGCCUCAAUUAGCAUAAUGAUCACAGUUUGAUUAGAUCGAUUUUAUUGUACCAUGUAACAAGUGAGACAAACUAAACAGGGUAAUUAAUUAUGUGACAUACUCGCUUUGAUGCGAAAUAAAUAUAAAUAUAAAUAUAUUUUAAUUUCUAUAACAAACCCCAAUAGUUAGGAAAAGCUCCCAAAACUCACCCCUAAACUGAAAGCUUACUUUCCCUAGAUAGAAAAGCUCUCAAGCUUGAGCAAAUAGUAUUUUUCAAUUUGGGAUGGUCGUACCAAUUGAAGACGUUAAUUGAAUAAUUAUCUCUAGGGAAUUUGUUUCUGUUAUUAACCAUAAUAUGCCUUUGAGCUCAAAUUUUUAAGCACAAGUGAUGCUAAGAGUGCUAAGCCAAGGCGCAACUCAACUGUAUGUUACCCUACCUUAAGGGUUGAAAUGAGAGCUUUCGGUUGAACUUGUGGAAGCUUUUUCUUAGGCUUGUUUAGGCGACGCUCUAGUAGCUGUCAAACAAACAUGGCUGUCUUUUAAACAUAGCAGAAACUUUUGUCUAUAGAUCUUGCAUUGCAGAAACUUUUAUCUAUAGAUCUUACAGUUAACACUUUGUUGACGGGCGAUUUUUAGCCAGAACGUGCUGGUAUCACCGCAUACAUUUGUUGUUUUCGGCGCUGGAGAGUAUAGCGUGUCCCGCCGCACGAUGUUAUUAGUUACUUGAAAUCUGUCACACACAUAGAAACAUUACAUUACAUUAAAAACAUUCAGGUCAAAAUAGUCCGUCCCGAAUCAGAAAAGUUCGGCUAAGCGAGGACGGACAUGUCCGUCCACCCGUCAACAACGUUCGGCUGAGCGAGGACGGACAUGUCCGUCACCCGUCAACAAAGUGUUAAGAUAUACAACAGUGGGCAGUAUCGACAACAAACAUGGUCGACACAAUUGAACCGGUGUUUGUUCGAUGAUGUUCUACUGAUGUUUUAUAUGUUCGAUCUUUUUAAGCUUUUGCAUCGUGUCUCUUACGAUGGUUGCCAGCACCGAGCAACCUGAAAUCAAACAUUCUCUCGCACAGUUCAUGUUAAAGCUCGACGCGCAAAGCUUACACUAACCCAUGCGCAGGUUGUUUCAUUUCUACAUUUCUCUCAACUCUUUUUCUCUGUUUCUCUCGCGAUGGUGAGAAAAAAGAGCGAUGGACCCCUUUAGCAGGGGUGUCGAAACGAAUGUUCGCUUUGGUGAAUUUAACACUGGCUACAGGCUUCAGAAAGAUUCCAUCGUCGUGGAACGCUGGUUGUGUUUGUUGCCGUGUUGUUCGUCAAGUGCAUCAUACACGCAGUUUGCACUUUCGCGCGUUGUGCUUCAUUUCGGUGCAUCAAUUCGUGUGUGGUUUGUCUCCUAGCGCAUGACAUUGAUGCUAGCAGAUCUUUCAGUCUCGGACAUCAUUACGCGUUUAGAAAAAAAAGGAUUGGGAAGGCACCCAAACAGUGUUGGCCAAGUGUAGCAACAGCGGCGUAAAAGUGUAAUUACCAGUGGGCGGAAGGAAGAAAGCAACAACAACAUAAAAAAAACAUGGCCAAAGGCCUACAUUCCAACGAUAUUCCUUCCUCCUCACUAUCAACCCGUGUGGCUCUCGAUCACUAGUGUUUCUUUUUUGUUUUGUUUUGCUUAGUGUAUGUGCGCGCGUUCGCUAGUGUACCCUACCUUACCAUACCAAAAAAAAAGGGUGAAAGAGGAGGGUACUGCUGUGUGUGGCGGUGUGCCUUCGAUGAUGCCCGGUGGGAAAAAAACGAAACGAAUUAAAAAAUAAAAGGAUAAAGUCGUUGUGAAACCCUACCCCUGCCAAGUGUCCGUGGUGGCAUCUUCGGCCAAUUAGCACCAUCCUGCAGGAAGGUGAAGGUAAAGUGUCAAGCUCAAAGGCGUCAAGAAGUUGCAAACCAGGAAAGCGAAUAGUGUCGGCAACAUAAAUUGCCGCUUGAGUAGAUAAAGAGAAAAGAUUAAAAAGAAGCAAACGCAAGCACGUGUCGGGAUGUAAAUGGUGUUUACCACGUGUGUUACAUUGGCAUUGGAAUGGGUGUCGUCGUAAAGCUACAAGGUACACCAGAGUUUCCUGUGUAACUCAUCAAAAGAUAACCCGUAGAGCUGGAAAUGGUAUUCGCGUUUAACGAAGAUAGUUACGUGAAGAAACAUGACAUCUCAGUGUUAAUAUGAUCUGGGUUUCUUCUGAAUGUCAUUAAUGCCUCGUGGUUCUUGACAUCGCGAAUUGUGUACUAGAGCCGCUGUGUUAUUGUGUCGUCGUGUCGUUAAUUUUUAAAACCAUAAGAAAGUGUGUUCGGUGUGCUGUAAAACGCGGCAUAAUUACCGACUGAUGGCAUGCUGAGGUAUUAAUGGUAGAAAACACGUGUAGUUCGGAUAAAGGAAGAAAAAACAUGGUGACGACGAUUAAAAUUACCGGCGACGGUGUGUUUAUCCAAUCAAAUGGAGGUGUUGGUGGUGGUGGCGGUGUUGGAGGUCCGAGACUGCAGCAGCAACAACAGCAACAGCUGCUAACUGGCGAUACCCUUGGCAGUACUGCCAUUGGUGAACCAGAUCUACCACCAUCGGAUGGACCCGUGCACAGCAGCAACGGAUCUCUGGACACUGUGGAUAAUGCCGGUAGCAAUGAUACAAAUAACAAUCACAAAGCCUAUCGCAACUUUAACCAUCGCCGAUACCAGUCGGACGAAGGGCCCGGUUUCAUUGGGGUGCGGAAUGGCAAAUCGGAACGAGCUGGUGGUGGAUCCCCGUCCGGAUCGUCCGAGCUAGCGUCCGGUGAAAGUGACGAUACGAUCGGUGAUCCCGAUCCGACCCGCAAGCGAGACAAGUUUACGAUUUCAUUCCUAAACACACACCGCUCCAGCGGUGGCGGACUGCAAAACGGUGGCCAUGGCAAGAGCAUGCUCAACCACAAGUUCAUCGUGUACAACAGCAAAAAGCCAAAGACCUCCUCGGUGCUUCACCAGCAGUACUACCAGCAGAGCAUUGCUGCUGCCGGUGAUCUUGGCAAUGGUAGUGGAUCACCACCCUUACCAAUGCCGUACCAGAGCCACUACCAGCAGUACCUGUACAAUCGGCUACGGCCAUCCCUGUCCACCUCGGUGUUAAGCUCACCUUCGCUGAUUAGUGGAACGGCAGCUGCACUAGGCACUACUCCUCUACCACUUGGACGUGCUGAUCAGAACGAACUGUUGCACGGCGGCCGUGAUCAAAUGGAGCAACAACAUCAGCUGUAUCAGAACAGUCUAUUUCAUCAGCAGCAUCGUGCAUUACUUGGCACCCCACCGGCAGCCAUACCAGGGUGGGCAAAGUCCACUUCCUGUCUGGUGACGGAUAGUGUCGCAGCAACUUCCUCCUACAGAACGGUCACCGCAUCACCGUUGUUGUUGCUUCCAGCACAACCUGUCGGAAGUCUACCAAAGCCACAAGCUCCUGCAACCUCUCCCCGACCUGUACCUACGUCGUCUUCUGUGUCCUCACUCUCCUCAUCGCCGUCUUCAUUUUCUGCUGGUUCUCCACCAUCGUCUGGUGCGAGUUCGUCCGCCAACACACCUCCACCACCUGUGUCGAGUGAAGCUAUAACGCCUUCUAAUGCUGGUGUAACACCGUCCUCAACAGCAACAACGGUCAACAAUUCCUCGACGCCAACGACAACGUUACCUGUGGUAUCAAAGACACCAACAACUACGCUACCAGAAAGUACAACAGCGCCAUCUACACCAACGCACUCAUCGUCGUCACCAUCUUCAACGUCAAAUAUUGAUGUCGAUGUGAGAGCCGUUCCACGGUUUGAACGAAGCGCCAAACCAUCAUCCGCCGUCGGCAGCGAUCAGCACCAGUACCAUCCGAAACGGUUUCAGCACCAGCAGCGAUCAUUCGAACUACAGCAUUCGGUGUCUACGUGUGAACAGCAGCAGGAAGGUGCCGAAGAUAGUACGCUAGUCUCGCGCCGCAACUCCACCGGAAGCAGCGUGGCGCUGAACGGAAUGAACAGCCACACGGCGGCAAUCAAUCUGCAGCAUCCGGGCACGGGACAGACGGCUGUGGUUGGUCACCAUCGAGGCUUCUCGUCGACGGUUGUUGCCGCCGCAAAUUCUGCCGCCGCUUCCGCCACCGCUAACGAUUGUCCAUGGUUUUUGCCACAUCAGAUGCCGCCACCGCCGACGGCACCGGCCCGCCAGCACAAGCGGCCCGCACCGCAACCGGGCGGUGGCAGCGGUGUCGGAGGCGGUGGUCCCGGCAAUCAUAUGCAACCACCGCAGUUCAUUAGCCCACCUCCAGCACCGCAACAGCAGCAGCAGCAUCACCAACAGCAGCAGCAGCAACAGCAACAUAGUCAGCAGCCAGCAAUCGUGCCGCCACCGCAAUUACCUCCACACACUGUUAAUCCGAGUCUCAGUUCCAUCCACCAUCCGGUGCAGCAGCAGCUGGUUGCGCCACAGUCAGCACAGCAACAAUCACAUCAGCCACCGAUACCGCCCCAUCCGGCGGUACAUCACAUACCAAAAUCACCGAACCAGCAUCAUCCACCACCGCAGCAGCAAUCGAUGCCGAUGCAACCAUCGUCGGUGCAACAGCACAACCCGGUGACGUCGGCGGUUGGUGGUGGUGUGUUGACCAACAAUCACCAUCCAACGGGACCAUCCGCCACCGGUGCGACCGGACCACCGGUGACAACAGUGGCGGGCAGUGUCGCUGCCAACCUGAUGUCCACCUCAAUGAACAGCGCACAGUUACAGGGACACAUUCUGCAGCCGGUCGGUGGUCUUACCGGCUCAACGCUUUCCAUCCAGCAGCAACAGCAACAGCAGUCAGUAAUUCCGCCAGGAGGUACACAGCAGGUGCAUCAUAUGUCCAACUCGUUGCACGGUCCAAUCGGCAUACCGUCGGUGGUGGUACCACCGGUCGGUCACGACGGUAGCAAUGGUGUUGGUGGUCCCGCACCCGGCUGGAACUGCGUUCCGGUCGGGCUAUCGUCACCAACAACCUCGGCGGCGGCAGCUGCCCAACGAAGAGCGGAAGUGAAUGCAAAACUAAACGCCAUGCCCUGGUUCCAUGGGCGAAUAAAGCGUGAAGAGGCAGAAUCGUUGCUGAAACCACGGGAAGAUGGAUUGUUUUUGGUACGCGAAUCGACCAACUUCCCGGGAGAUUACACGCUCUGUGUAUGCUUUAACGAGAAGGUUGAACACUAUCGCAUAAAGUACGUGGACAACAAGCUCACCAUUGACGAUGACGAAUACUUCGACCAUCUCGGACAGCUGGUGGAGCACUAUACGCUCGAUUCGGAUGGUUUGUGUACCAAACUGAUGAAAGCACUACCGAAGGAGGAGUUCUGUGUGAAGGACUUCCAGGAUAAUGGGUGGGAAAUUAAGAUGGAGGAUCUGCAGCUAAAGGAAAACAUCGGCAAGGGUGAAUUCGGCGACGUAAUGCUUGGUAUUCUGAAGGGUGAAAAGGUCGCGGUGAAGGUGCUGAAAGAUGCUGGCCGGGCGUCCAAUAAAUUCCUUGCCGAAGCGGGCGUAAUGACUACAUUGGAACAUGAAAAUCUCGUCAAGUUUAUUGGACUGGUGUUUCACGACAAGUACAUCUACCUAGUGACGGAGUACAUGAGCAAGGGAUCGCUCGUCGAUUAUCUGCGGUCGCGUGGUCGACAACACAUUAGCCGGAAAGAUCAGAUCAAUUUUGCCUAUGACACCUGCUGCGGUAUGGAAUAUUUAGAGACCAAAAAAGUGAUCCAUCGAGAUCUUGCGGCACGCAACGUGCUCAUUUCCGAGGACUGUGUCGCAAAGGUGUCCGACUUUGGUUUGGCACGGGACGAACGCUACACCGGUGACAGUAGUAAGCUUCCUAUCAAGUGGACCGCACCGGAAGCGUUGAAGGAAGGUGUAAGUACCGGAAAUGCUGCCUCUUACGUACUAUUUUUUUUAUUACGUUUUCUAACUUAUUUUUCAUUGCAGAAAUUCUCCAAUAAAACGGACAUGUGGAGCUUUGGUAUUUUACUGUGGGAAAUAUAUUCUUUCGGACGCGUACCGUACCCACGAAUUCCUUUAGCCGAUGUGGUGAAGCAUGUCGGUAGCGGUUACAAGAUGGAAGCACCAGAGGGUUGCCCACCGGAAAUCUACGAAAUGAUGCGACAGGCGUGGGAUCUGGUGCCCGAAAAGCGUCCAACGUUUGCUGAACUGAAACGCCGCCUGUACAACUGUAAGCGUGAAACGGCAAACACGUACGUCACGUAAAGUGUAUCCGCCGCAUAAUGGGUGGCAGCCCGCCAAAAAGGGUUUCAUCCAACAUUGGAACACAAGUAUAACGCGCUAACGAGAGCAGCAGGCGUAAAGGCCAACGGUAUAACCGAGGGAAGGGCAUCAAGUAAAGGCUAAGAAAAGGAUAUUGUAAAAACGAGACGCAAGCAACAUAACAGGAGAUUUCUUCAGGCUUCCACGCGAACGUCGUCAUCCUUUGGUUUCACGUUUGUUUAUCCGGGGGCUCUGCUGGAAGCGAAAUUUCAGUCGUUUUAUCGUUAUUGUUUGCAUUUUUUUCUCGCUCGAGUGAAUAUGCUACUACUCUUCUUAUGUGUUGGUUGUAUGUUCUAGCUAGCGAGUGACAUCCGCUAAUGAAGGGGGAUGAAAGUGUGAGCAAUGAUUUUUUUCCUAUCGUAUCUAACCGAUUCUGGGUUGUGUUGGUGUAAUCCGAGAUGUGUCUUCUAUUGGUAGACGUUUGAUGCAAACCAGUUGCAAGUGGUCGCAUGGAUAUUUAUUAUUUGUGAUGUUAAUGUUUACUACCCUUCAGAACUCCUGACCCGGAACAAGAAAACUGUUCUUUUAAAGAAUGAAACGAUAGUACUAUUGGAAGUAUCAAUACGCAUCGUGUAAGGGAUAGCUGUGGGUCAAGCCAAGCAGUACGAAGCAAAGUGAACGCAGGUUUGCAGAACGGACCGCAACAAUAAUUAUCAAUAUGAUAUUCAUAUUUGUAAUUUAUUUUCAUCCCUAACUGUAUAUUGAUAGCAAGCGCUAAUGCUGCACAAACGGCGCACCGUCACCAAGCCAUUGAUUCCUUUCAUUGAUGUCUGCGCAUUCCUUCUGAACUGAACGCGCAUCCUCACACAAUAACCCUUUCGGAUGAAGUGGCAAUCAAAGUUCCAUAAAGUAGGUGGUCAAACUCCUGGUCACGCAUAAGCAGGGAAAUCAAACGCGCAAAGUACGAUCUUACGGUCAAGAUUGGAACCACUUUUAAUUUUACUGUAAACAAACGUAUCCGCUACGAAGUAAACGAUGUGUAAAGCAAUUAAAAGCAUAGAAAUGGGGUUAAAUGUAGGAAAAGGGACAAGUAUAUCGAUAAACAAAUGUAACGCUUUACACUUUAUGAAUUCCUAACGUAAUACUGAUAGUAUUUAAAUCAGAAACCAAGAAUCAAUAGAGCAAAAUCGAAUUCUCUCUAACCUAGGGUGGGGUAGAAAAAAGAGAAGAAAAACAAAAAACAGUCGGCACAUGUAAAAAGGAUUAAAAAAAAACAGUGGGUAAUUAAAUUAUGGAUCGUUUUGUUUUUUUUUGUAUUAUUAUACUUACUAUUAUAACUACUACUAUUAUUACGACAGCUACUAUUAUUAUUACAGUGUUGCAAAUUGAUUCCAUUGUAUGACUGAGUGUUGGUACAAGCCGAAGGCAGAGAAUUAUGUGCUUGUGUGAGUCAAUGGUUUAUUUUUUUUUAAAUUAAGGAUAAAGUGUAGAGUUUUGUUUGUUUACUUACGUAACGGUUACGUGUAAAGCAAUUUUUAAAAGAAUCUUGAGUACUUUAAUUGGCCGCUUAGCAGUUGCACUGUAAAAUAGGAUGGGGAAAAGCAUUGUUUUUCUUUAUUUUAAUUUGUAGAUUGACGUUUCGUUUAAAAUCGUUUGGUUAACUAAUGUUUUAAAACCGGCCUGCGGCUAGAAUGUAAGAACCAGCUACCAGUAGAACAGAAGUAAAACACAACGUUUAGUUGGGGUACGGGAGGUUACGCGGUACGCACAAAAUGAGUUACGUGCGACGGCACUCUCAAAUGUGGCUCACGAUAUUUUUCAAACGCAUCUCCCGGCAGAAGCCAUCCGUGACCUUCUGGCGCUGUUUGUUAUGUGCUGCAUUUUAUUUAUAAACAAAAGGGGCUAGCAAUUAGUGACACCACAAUCAUACAUCCACAUCCUCCUCAUUUUUUUUACACUUCUAUACAAUUGACGCUUCCGAUGUGCGUUUUGGGUCGAUUUUUUAAUGAAAUGUAUUGUACAUAGUUCCCUUAAGAUGUUUGCAGCAAGUUAUGCAUGGUGUUAAUUGUGACGAAAUGGAUUGUAAAUGCAAAUAAGCCACAGUAGAAACGCGAGAAACGAUGCAGUCAAGUGAUGCGAAAGCGAAAAAAAAAUGCUGAAAAGCUAACGAUUGUGUGUCGAACUGUGCUGCGAUUAGGUUGAAGAAUGUCCGCAAAGAUUAGAAAAGAAAAACCCAGAAUCAGUUUAUCAUCCUAUCAGCCUUGUUACCAUUCCAUAGAAGAAAAAGAAAAACGACGAUUCGAAACAUCGUAGCGCAAAACACAACAUGAUGAAGCUUUAAGCGAAUGAAUGAUCACUUUCAGAAAGCCUGCCGGUCCGCAUUUUGACUAGUCUGUCCCUGUGUUAGUAGUGGCAACUUCCUGUUCAAAUCAUACCACAAACAUGCAAAAACAUUCAAGCUCCAAAAUUUAAAACGAAGCUCAGUAUGAUCAAUAUAGUCAACCUAGUUGGGAGGAAAAUUACCUGCACAUGAAGUAAAAGGAAAAGAGAGAAAAAACGCCAAAAUAUCAUUACACAUACUAUAGUGCGAGUGAAAGGAAACUACCAUAAUUGCUAUAAAGGGCUUGAUUUCAGGAUAGCAUUUUAUCCAUUGACUAGAAUAACGAAUAUAAUAGCCGAACUAGCAGCUGGUGAACAUACGUAGUCUAUCAAGGAACAGUCAUUUAAACAAAAGCAGUUUAGCUGGGCAAGUAACCGCAAGCCAAUAUCAAAUGGGAAUCAUCAAAUUAGAAAACCAGUAUAUUGUGCAACAGUAAAGGGGUUGAAUCCUUUCAAACAACAUAUAGAAUCGAAUACAAACUCAUACAACCGAUAGUUCAAAUUUCCUCAUUAAACAUGCAUUAUGUAUAGCAUCUCGUAAUUGAAAAAAAAACAAGCAUAGAUUCAGAUUUCGCUAAAAAUAUGCAUUCAGCAAACGAAAACAGUACAUGAACAAGACAAGAAAUGAAAGAACGCGCUAUUAUAAUUUUAAGUCAAACCAAGGAACACAAUUUCUGAAAUGCGUUUAAAAUUUAGCUACGCACAAACAAAACGAAACAAACGAGCCGAGGCCAAGGCAUACAUGAAGCUCCUCUCUAUCAUUGCGUUAAAAUGCUCCACUUUCAUACGUAUUAGAACGAACGGGAAGCUUUGAAACCAUAAUUACCUUUGCUACGUGAAGUAGGAAUGAGCCGAAACAGUAUGGAAGGCGGCUGAAAUAUGCCCAUCGACCAGUGGAUAAAUGGGAUACGAUUGUGAGAUUUAAAAGGACACAGCAAAGUAUGUUCCGCGAAGCAGGUGUGUAUGUGUGUUUGUAUGUUUGGUGUGCGUGUGUUUAUGAUAGGAAGUAUGUAUCGGCCGGUGCGGGAGGGGAACUAGGAAAGCGACACAAUCAAUAGUUGUUGGUGUAAUGCUGCACGAACAAAUGCUGUUACAAACAACCGUAUCAAUCGAAGGUAAUAGUGAAGAAAGCGUAAAGAAGAACGUAUGGAAAACAAAUGAAACUAUAGUACUAGCAAUGGACGGACAAGAAAGUGAAAUACAAUUAAAAGUUCUAUUCAAAGGUGGUUGCGAAACGGAGCAAGAAUAUGUGAAAAAAGGCAAAAACAUAAAACCAACCAGUACAUUGGAAAUUAUUCAAGUAAAUAUAAUAAAACAGCAAAAAUCCUUACUA